GCUACCAGGGGGUAGCCAUGAGCCUAUUGCGAUCAUCGGAAUGGCGAGUAACGUGGAGAAAAGGCUGUCGAUUGCCUGGAGAAUCAUACUCGCCGCCCGAACUCUGGGACAACUUGCUGAGAGAUGGAAAAUCCGCAUGGUCAGAAUUGCCCAAAAACCGGUUCAAUCUGGAUGCUUGGUACCACCCCAGCAGCAGCAGACCAGGCAGUGUACAUACUCGUGGAGGAUACUUCCUAAGCCACGAUGAACAUCUGCGCCAAUUCGAUACUUCCUUCUUCGGGAUCUCACCUCUCGAAGCCUCUGCAAUGGAUCCACAACAGCGCAAACUACUCGAAGUCGUAUAUGAGAGCUUUGAGAAUGCUGGUGCUACCCUCAAAGAGCUUUCGGGUUCUAAGACAUCAUGCUUCGUCGGUUGUUUCACUAAUGACAUGCGUUCUAUGGUUUACAGAGACCCCGAAUAUGGAGCACCUUACGAGAUGACCGGCAGCGAUAUGACUAUAUUAAGUAACAGGAUCAACUACGUUUUCGAUCUUAAAGGACCGAGCAUGACGGUCGACACUGCAUGUUCAUCUUCGUUAUACGCUCUUCACCUUGCCUGCCAGAGUCUUAUCUCAGGAGAAUCAGAUGGCGCAGUCGUCGGGGGCUCGAAUAUCAUAAAUGAUAUUGGGCAGCACAUCGCUAGUGUACGGCUUGGAGUUCUGUCUCCAACAUCGACUUGCCACACUUUUGACGAGCGUGCGGAUGGGUUUGGCCGAGGCGAAGGCGUAUGUGCCAUCUACAUUAAAACACUCUCAGCCGCCAUAGCGAACAAUGAUCCAAUACGCGCAGUAAUCCGAGCCACGGCUGUGAACAGUAACGGAAAAGGUCAGGGUAUUAAUCACCCUAGCUCAGAGGAUCAAGAAACCGUCAUUCGCGAUGCAUAUGCCAAAGCAAAUCUGAGACCCGAGGACACGGGUUGCUUUGAGUGUCACGGUACCGGGACCCCAGUUGGCGAUCCAAUCGAAGUACUAGCGGCUGGAAAUGUUUUCGCUUCUGGUCGCACACCUGAUAAUCACCUUCUCCUCAGUUCCAUCAAGACCAACAUAGGACAUACCGAAGGCGCAAGCGGUCUUGCAAGCGUCAUUAAAGCAGUAUUGAGCAUCGAAAACAGUCUCAUACCGGCAACAGUUGGAGUGGAAAGGCUCAAUCCAGCUAUCGAUUUCAGGGAUGGACGUCUUAAGGUUGUCAGAGCCACAAUACCAUGGCCAGGAAAGUUGGUCAAACGUGUGAGCAUCAACUCUUUUGGUUAUGGAGGUUCGAACGCACACUGCAUUGUUGAAUGUCCUCGCGUACUUCUGGGUCUUAAGGACGGUCGCGCGAUAUCGCAGACCAGCUCAAAUGUGGUUCUUGACACUGUGAAUGCAUGCGAGAUGGCUGGUAACACUACCUUUCAAGUACAGCGAACUCCUCAAAAGUAUCUGUUCGCAUUUUCAGCUCAUGAUCAGCACUCCCUUGACAGAAAUAUCGACGCACUGUCAGUCGUAGCUGACAAGUACCUUGCAGUAGAUGUCGCCUACACCCUGGCUCGGAAAAGGUCAAAACAUCGUUGCACAGCGUUUACGACCGCAACUGAAUCAGACAUCAAAUCACAGCUUAUCCCACAGAGAGUACAACGUCCUUCUGUGAUGGUUUCUGGACCUCUGGUCAUAGCAUUCGUCUUUACUGGACAAGGUGCCCAGUGGCCAGGUAUGGGUUAUGGAUUGGUUCAACAGUAUCCGAUCGUACGCGAAACCAUGUCGACUCUCCAGUCUGCAUUGGACGCACUUCCCAUGCCGCCUGACUGGGGACUAGUUGAAGAACUUUCCAAGCCAGCUGGACACAGUCGUAUGCACGAGACAGCCCUUGUCCAGCCUCUGAGUACAGCGUUGCAAAUUGCUAUGACAGUGCUGCUUCAGUCUUGGGGCAUACGUGCCAAAGCUGUCGUCGGGCACAGUUCCGGCGAAGUAGCAGCAGCAUUCGCAGCAGGGUUGCUUACAGCUUCCGAAGCCAUCUCAAUUGCUUAUUAUCGUGGCAUAGCGGUCAGCAAGCAUGGUAAGCCAGGAGCAAUGAUGGCUGUUGGACUUGGUCCAGGAGAAGUCUUGCCUUAUAUUAACGAUCAGCCUGGUAUUGUCAUUGCCUGUCGAAACUCUCCACAGAGCGUAACUCUUAGUGGUGAAGCAGCUGCGAUUGAUAUAGUUCACGAACGUCUUUCUAAGGCCGGGGUCUUCUCACGUAUCCUGAAUACUUCACAGAACGCUUAUCAUUCGCACCUUGUCAAAGAAGCAGGCCAGUAUUAUGAAGACUCGUUCAAGUCUUUACUCGUGGCUUCUAAGUCGGUGGUGGAGACAUCCAACAUCCCGAUGUACUCAUGCAUCAAUGGCAAGGUGCUCGAUCGCCCAGAUGAUGUUCGUAUUGCUUACUGGAGGGAGAAUCUGGAGAACCCAGUGAAUUUUACGCAAGCUUUGUCAGCUUUGAUCGAGGCCCAACCUACUGUCAACUGUCUGAUAGAAGUAGGAAUGCAUUGUGCGCUCGCUGGCCCAAUCAAACAGAUUCGAUCUUCCCUAGGCAUAAAGCCGGAACAACUUUGUUAUCUGCCUAGCAUCGUACGUGGUGAAGACAACGUUGAAAACGUCCUCAAACUUGCUGGAGAGCUCUGGGCUGCUGAUUAUCCAGUCGAUCUGACAGCUAUCAAUGGACCUGGGUGCUUUGUACCGGAGUUUCCCACAUACAAAUGGAACUACGAGGAGGGUAUUUUGUGGACAGAGAAUAGGUUGAGCCGACAAGUACGAUUCCGAAGACAUGCACGCCAUGAUUUGCUAGGCACCAUUGUUGUGCCAUCCUCCGCGCUCAAUUUAACAUGGCGCAACAGGCUGAGAAUCAAGGAUGUGCCAUGGCUUUCUGAUCACCGCAUCGGAACAGACGUGAUCUUCCCAGCAGCUGGGUACUGUGCCCUGGCAAUCGAAGCGGUGAUACAAUUCGCAGAAUCUCUGGAGACAGUGGUUGAAGGUUUUACAAUUCAGCAUUUAGCCAUCAAAGCACCUCUUGUCCUUCCAUCAGAUGGAGAGGCUGAGACUUGUUUCGACCUUCAUACUGUCCAUAGCUCAACCUCGCAAGCCGAUCGAAAAAUUUUCGAGUUCAGUCUGAGCUCAGUCAGCGCGGAUGAUAGAUGGACCGAGCACGCUUUUGGAAAGAUCUCUCUGCAUCGAUCGAAUGAAGUGCCAAGCACUCAGAAUGGAAGUGUCAAAGAUAUCUCAUGGGCCAAGAACGUGGGAAAGAACGAUGACGAAUGGUACAGAGCGCUUUCCGAAAUUGGACUGCGAUAUGGCCCCACCUUUCGUCCACUGAAGAACAUCCAACCUGAUGGAAAGGAAGCUGCGACUGCCCACAUUAGUCUGCAACCGAGUCAAGGGACUAUGAUUGAGGAGUCCCGCUACGCGAUUCAUCCUGCAACUCUUGACGGCUGCAUACAACUCUCAGUCAUCGCAGCUUGCAAAGGCGAUGUCAAAGGUAUUUCGAAGGCAUAUCUGCCAACGAGUAUUGAGAAUUUGACGAUCUGGCGAAACUCGGACUUGCAUUGCCUGCCGACUCAAGGCCUUCUCUUAAGCAACGGCUCUUGCUAUGGCAUGCGUUCAGUCCGAGGAUCGUCAGAGCUUACAACUCUGGAAGGACGACCCCUCGUGCAGAUGACAGUGGCCCUACUGUCUUUAGAAGGAGAUUUUGCCAACAGAAAAGUCGAACAAAUUCGCGAACCAUUCACAAGACUUAUUUGGCAACCUGUCGCGGACGACAUUGGAGUUCAAAUUUCCCUCGACCCUUCACAAUAUAUCGCUGAUAAUCCCGAUGCACAAAAACCAAAGCUCUGGCUGGUCUACAAGACUUGUCCUCAUCCUCUUCUCAAUGCGAUCGAGGCCUGUGCGAAAGACUUCGAUAUAGAUACUGAAAGUGUCUCNUUUUCCGGGGUUGAAGCAAGAAUCUCCAAAGGCUCUCGAAUCCUGAUGUUGGCUGAACUAGAGGAUCCGAUACUCAUCAAUAUGACCAUCGAAGAGAUGGACGUGAUAAAAACCAUGUUCAGUCGAGCAUCAACUAUACUGUGGAUUACUCCCGGAGGACUACUCAGAGGCAAGAAACCUGCAUACUCGUUGCUUCCAGGCAUAAUAAAGUCCAUCACGAAAGCGCGACCUUCUCUUCGACUAUCGAGUAUCGACCUCGACCCUGAUGAUAUUGACAUUAUGGCCUCGGCCAGACAUAUCAUUCUGCAUGAGAUGCGUCUUCACAAAGAUGAGGACCACACCCUUGACGAUCAACUCAUCAUUUCCGGUGGUGUCGUAUAUGCAAGUCGUUACGUACUUGACGAACACGCAAACCAUGGAUUUAUGCGUCAGCUCAAGCCUAACCCACAGCUGUACCAGAUCAAGGACAAUCUGGAAUUGGCUUUCAAGCAAGUGGGUCGUAUCGAGAGCUUUUACUUCAGAGAGAAGUCUGUGGUCCCGGUUCUCGGAUCUAACAAGGUCAAGAUCAGACCGAUCGCUUACGCUCUUGGCCAACGUGAGGCUGCGAUACUCAAAGGCGCUCAGGUUGCGGAUGACUUCAGCAAUGUAUUUGUUGCCGUAGUAGAACAUUCUGGAUCACAAGCCGGAGCGUUCAAAGCAGGCGAUCGUGUCAUCUGUUGCUCUCCGAGCAGGUUUGACAGCUCUUUAGUUGUGAGCGAGACCGCAUGCGAAUUGCUGCAUCUUGGAGAAGACACUGGAGACAUGAUGAUCUCACUGCUGCCUUAUUGCACAGGUCUUCACGCACUCGGACAUCUAGCUCAAGGACAAACUGUAUUGAUUCACAAUUUACCGGAAGUUCUAGCGCUGGCUGCAGCACACUUGUCACAAGCACAUGGGUUGACAGUCAUCUUGACGUACGAUUCCGAAACUGACAUGGCAAUAUUCCAGCAAAGGUUCCCAGACAUCAGUGCAUACGCACAAUGCAUCACUAGCUCAGAAAUAGCAACAAAGUUGUCGGCCUUAACAACCAAUCAAGGAGUAAGCGUAGCUUUGGUCGGUCCCAAAAGUUCGGACAUCUCAGAGAUAUGGCGAUCUCUUGCAAGAGAUGGCCGUCUCACGUACAUUCUGGGGAGCUCGGAGGUGCCCAAUCUCAGCUCCUUAGAUCCUUCGGUAUUCGCAAAGGGUGUCUCGAUCACCUCUGUCGACGUAUACGACAUGCUUGCAACUCAGUCGGAGCAAAUGCAUACGCUUGUCUGUGCAGUACUGACCCUCUUGCGAGAUGGCACGCUCCCGAAAUUCCGCCCUAGCGCAACUUUUGAUGUCUCGGAACUUCCAGCUGUAGUCGCUGCGAUAUCCCAGAGCAAAGCGAUGACUGAUGUUGUCGUUACUUACGACCGUCAGAGUGUUGUUCCGAUUCAUAUACUCUACCAACAAGUUUCAUUCAGCUCAGAGUACACAUACCUACUUGUUGGAUGUCUUGGUGGGUUGGGUCGAAGUCUUGUUAGAUGGAUGUUUUCGCGAGGCGCGAGGCGCUUCGUCUUUCUUUCGAGGUCAGGAGCAGACAAAUCCGAAGCCGCACAAUUCAUCGAUGAGUUGGUAGAGCUUGGAGCCACUCCAACUGUUGUUAGAGGCGAUGUGAGCAUUCGCUCAGACGUGGAAACCGCGAUCAAGCAAGCAAAGACGCCGAUCAGGNNGGGAGUGAUGCAACUAGCAAUGGCACUGACAGCAAGUAUUUCGUUAUCUACUGUCCGUACAACUGCUGACAAUCUACACAGNAGCAAUCUAUUCGAGAACAUGACCAUAGAAGAUUGGCACAAAGUAUUGGCUCCCAAAUUUCAAGGCACGAUAAACUUACACGAAGCAUUGCUGCAAGAACCGCUAGACUUCUUCGUCAUGACAAGCUCGACACUAGGAGUUGCGGGCGCCUCUACUCAGAGUAAUUACGCUGCUGCAAAUGCAUUCUUGGACUCUAUGGCACGACACCGCUGGAGUCUAGGUCUAGAAGCAUGUUCCAUUGCUCUCGGCAUGAUCGUCGGCAUCGGACACGUAGAAGCCCAUCCCGAAGUCAAAGAAGCCUUUGAGCAAAGAAACGUGUACGGGAUCCCUGAAGACGACUUCCUGAGAAUGAUGGAGAUGGCGUGUAGACCUCGGGGCAGCAUCACACCUGCAUCUGAACAUGAUCCUUUGAGUGUUGCGCAUAUGGUCGCGGGUAUGGAACCAAGCAAGCUUGCAGCUUCUAGUGUUCUGCCAUCAUGGCUCACCGAUCCUCGGUUUGAGAAUAUCGCUGCCGCUGUCACGAAAUCUGGAAAUCAAACUUCUACACAUUCGACAAUAAGCACAGCUUCGACGCUUCGCACGGCUCUAGCCACCAACGAUGACGCCUCUGUCCGGCUAGCCCUCGAAUCCCUGAUCUUCACCCACUUCUCCAAACUCACCAUGGUGAGCGUAGAGAAACUAACGUCUUCCUCAAACCGUCCCAUGUCAGAAUUUGGAAUGGAUAGUAUGAUAGUCGCAGAACUGAAAAGUUGGGCUUGGAGGGAGUUGAAGGUUGAUGUGCCGUUCAUGAUGUUACUUGAAGGGGGCUUGACACUGAAUGGGCUUGUGGAUCUGCUGUGGAGUAGGAUGGAUUGGGGUGCUUGGAGG
This is a messenger RNA of Aureobasidium musti, 6650 nucleotides long. NCBI's taxonomy places the organism in Eukaryota, Fungi, Ascomycota, Dothideomycetes, Dothideales, Saccotheciaceae. The record is from the annotation of a GenBank genome assembly.